AUGGUUUUCAAAUUCACUAUAGACAAUGUACUUAACAAAUACAUUCCUCGCAAUAGACUUUCAAAACUUCCUGCUCCCAUAGCUCGUUUAUUAGGUGCACAUAAAGAUAAACCAGCACCAGACUAUUUUAUUUGGUUGGAAAUUCUUAUUGGAUCAUUUGCUGGUGUGGCACUUUUGGAAGGGGUAUUUAAAAGUCCCAAUAUAUUUAGGGACAGUCACCAUGCCCCAAUGAUACUUGCUUCGUAUGGAGCUUCGGCCAUUUUAUGUUUUAAUGCAUCGCAAGUACCAUUAGCACAACCAAGAAAUGUUCUUGUUGGUCAUUUUAUUGCCUCUUUGAUUGGGGUUUGCAUCCAAAAAUUGUUUAGUUUAAGCAAAGCUGGACAGGAACAUUACUGGGCCAGUGGUGCACUUAGUGUCGCCGUUUCAAGUGUCGUUAUGUCGAUUGGAAACUGUGUGCAUCCUCCCGCAGGCGCAUCUGCUCUUUUACCUAGCAUCGAUGAGCAAGUACGAGAAAUGAGCUGGUGGUUUCUACCGGUUCAGUUGGUGUCCAGUGUGUUGAUUUUAUCUGUUGCAUGCAUAACCGGGAAUGUGAUACGGCGUUACCCAGUAUACUGGUGGACACCUGCUGAUUUAGGUGGAAACAAACGAAAUGAUCUUGAAUCUAGUAUUGAGGAAGAGACAAGAGAAAAGCCAGAUUGUAUACUGAUCGAGCCAGGAGCAAAGACGAUAUUUAUUUCAAGUGACAAAAUCGUUUUUCCUGAAGAACUAGACUUAGGCGAAAUAGACAUGGAUUGGUUAGACGGUUUAAAAUUGAAAUUGAAACAACUCGAAGACUAA
Messenger RNA from Candida dubliniensis CD36, 837 nucleotides. RefSeq lists its product as uncharacterized. The transcript has a single exon. Lineage: Eukaryota; Fungi; Ascomycota; Pichiomycetes; Serinales; Debaryomycetaceae. The coding region runs from base 1 to 837 and encodes 278 amino acids. The record is from RefSeq and is a predicted model, not a curated record.